GAAGGGUGAAAUAAUAUGAAAAAUGCAUAUCCAAAGAGUUGGACUGGAACAAUCCCUAGAAUAAGUUCAUUACUUCGGCGGUGGUCCGCCACUUCCAUUUCUUAGUACACCAGCGGAGACAUGCGUGCCACAGUCAUCUUCUCGCAACUUUCUCUCCUAAAUCGACUGUGUCACCGACUUAACUCUAGCAUUUCCUUCGGAUCGGUGACUUGCCCGGUGAAAGAUGAACCCGACGACAGAUUCCCAUACUCCGACGUGCCCAACCCUAGCCGGAUAAAGUCGGAGAGGAAGCCGUACGUGACGCCAAUGAAGGUUCUGAUUGCAAGGGCGAAGGCAGAGAGGGAAGCUCGAAAGGCACAGCCUUGUAGAGUUCUGGAAGAUCCUCCCGAUAACGGAUUGCUGGUGCCGGAGCUUGUUGAAGUUGCUCAUCGCGUCUAUCGAGCUCGAGGGUAUCUACUUUCUGGUUUGGGUCAACUCGUCCGAGUCAUUCCUGUCUUGCGCUGCGAGCUUUGUAAAGAGGUUCACAUUGGUUAUGUUGGUCAUGAGAUUCGAACAUGUACUGGACCAAAAAGUUGGCUGCAGAAUGCAACUCAUUUUUGGAGAAGGGGAGGUGUUCGAGACGUGUUUCGUUUCCCAAAAUGCUUUCAUCUCUAUGACCGUGUUGGCAAACCAAGGGUUGGGCAUGAUGAGAGGUUUAGUGUUCCUCGUAUCCCUGCCAUAGUUGAACUCUGUAUACAAGCGGGUCUAGAUCUUGAAAAAUAUCCCACAAAGAGGAGGACCAAACCUGUAUAUUGUAUCGAAGGAAGAAUUGCAGAUUUUGAAUCUGUUGUGGAAGAUAAUGAAAUUGAAGGAAAAUACUCUUUUGAAAAUGUCGACCCUUUAAUGGAUUCAUCCUCUAUGUUGAUGAAGCCUGUAGAGAAGAUCCAAAAUCUAGUGGAGAACAAAAUAAGCCAUAUGGAGCAGUUGAGUGACGAAGAAAGGAACAAGUUAAGGGAUUUAAGUAAGCAUACACUGGAUUCAUGGUUUGAGAUGACAUCAGGUGCAAAGAAGAUCAUGGAGAAGUAUUUUGUGAAUGCUUGUGGAUAUUGUCCCGAGGUUCAGGUUGGUCCUAAGGGGCAUAAGUUGAGAAUGUGCAAGGCUUCAAAGCAUCAGUCUCGGAAUGGUUUACAUGCAUGGCAAGAGGCAACAUUAGAUGAUAUUGUGAGUCCAAAUUAUGUCUGGCAUGUUGAGGAUUUGAAUGGACCUGCUUUGAGUAAUAAUUUGAAGAGAUAUUAUGGAAAGGCUCCUGCUGUCGUGGAACUCUGUGUGCAUGCUGGAGCUCCCAUUCCUGAUCAAUAUAGAAGCAUGAUGAGAUUAGACGUGGUUUCCCCAGGACGAGAUGAAGUUGACCUUGUUGCCUGAAAUGCUUUCUUCCCUUUUGAAGAUGGGCCAGAUACAUUCAGUGGACAUUUGGAGUUCUUAUGGAUAAAGUAAUCAACUUUUGGGUUUGAUAAAUCGGAACUUUGGUGUCUUGUACUAGCCUGUAAUUCAUCAGUUACUCAUUCUGCAUAUACUUGUGUUAUCUUCAGAAACGACACUGCAAUUGAAGAAUUUUCACAAGUAUUCUGGUGAUUACAUGUUGGGUUGCAUUCAGCUCAAACUGCACAGUUUCUUGUGAAAUAACGUAACUUCUACUGUGAAACAGCACACAGCACCUAGCCUAAACUUCAACGCCUAAAGAUAAAGGUUAUUGGCGCCACCAAAAGAAUAAAACCCAAACUCCACCUUGCUGCGGGUCCAAACGCAUUUCAAGCAUACUAUUGGUAGAGUCUUCUCAAAAAGCUUAGUUUACGAAUACUUCCUCAUCUAAUUGAGUGGAUGUUGAAGCUGAUUUAGCUCCGCAUUGCUCCUAACUAUUGAUAUAUUUGAUUUCUAAACGAGUGAAGGGAAGAAGGUUCAACAAGGCUCCCACCUGUGAGGUGGGUAAUUGAUGCUGCCAAAGGUUAAACUGUUGUACGAUUCAUCUCAUUCUUUACAGACUAAAAUUAAAACCUUUCUCUAGUAGCUGAAAUUAGACUCCACUAGUUACAAUUACAAGUGUUUUUUCAAGAGAGAGGGGCAUCUUCAGAUCAUCAUCUCCUUUGUUGUAUAUUAAGAAUGUUUGAAAUGUAAUCUUGGAAACACAACAAGAACAUCAAAUUCUUCCA
Molecule: messenger RNA, 2186 nt
Organism: Lathyrus oleraceus (garden pea)
Lineage: Eukaryota; Viridiplantae; Streptophyta; Magnoliopsida; Fabales; Fabaceae
Product: APO protein 3, mitochondrial
Exons: 2
Coding region: 121-1401 (426 amino acids)
Molecular function (GO): RNA binding
Source: RefSeq, a predicted model, not a curated record